AUGGAGAUUAUACUGGCUUUACUCGUUGCAGUCCAAUAUAUGUCAGUUGUGUCUCCAACAGAAUCCGGUGUUUUAAUGUACAUUAAGGCUGGAACAAUUCAAUAUUUGUACGAUAUCUGGGAAAAUGCGGACAUUGCUGAUAGAAUCAAUCCUUACAGACAUCUUCUUCCGGUCAAUAAACUUCUCAAUGACGUCUACUUCCGGAGCCCUCUUAUUGAAAGCUGGGACACACUGGAGGUAACUUCGGUUAAGCUGACAUUUUACAACUCUGAGAAGGAAUAUAUGGGAGAUUAUCACUUCAAAGACAAUGGCUUCCUGGACAAAGAUUUCUUACAAACCUACUUGUUGCAGUCAUACCAGAAAAUGAUCGUUGAAACUGACUUGUACUAUGGGCCGGAUAUAUACAUUCACAGUUCUGGUUAUGAUGAUCGAUUUUCCUUUAUGGCACUACAGAUAACAAACGAUCUCUCACCAUUUAAAGGAAACCAAUUCAUCAUGAGUGCUAAUGAUCACUUAAAUUAUCUGACAAGAUUUAACAAAAGUGCAGCCGUUCCCGCUUACGCUGACACCAGAAAACAAUCAAAUGCGUAUUAUAUAAAACAAAAUAGUGCGGUUCCAUUUAAGUAA
This is a messenger RNA of Ruditapes philippinarum (Manila clam), 627 nucleotides long. RefSeq lists its product as uncharacterized. NCBI's taxonomy places the organism in Eukaryota, Metazoa, Mollusca, Bivalvia, Venerida, Veneridae. The coding region runs from base 1 to 627 and encodes 208 amino acids. The transcript has 5 exons. The record is from RefSeq and is a predicted model, not a curated record.